Messenger RNA from Aphanomyces invadans, 1491 nucleotides. RefSeq lists its product as hypothetical. The record is from RefSeq and is a predicted model, not a curated record. The coding region runs from base 1 to 1491 and encodes 496 amino acids. NCBI's taxonomy places the organism in Eukaryota, Oomycota, Saprolegniomycetes, Saprolegniales, Verrucalvaceae. The transcript is spliced from 3 exons.
AUGAGGGGUCACCAAGCCGCAAGUCACGGUCGCCGGAGCGCGACGACGACACAGUGCAGUACGGCUCUGGAGUGCGCCAAGGCCGCAAACGUCUUCGAGGUCUUCCUCGAAGAACCCAGCCACAGCCGAUCGACCGGCGCGGAGUGGGACAAGAAGGCAACGCGAGUCAUGUGCCAAGGUGGCGUGGCUGAGGACGUGGACAUGGGAGAAGAUACUGGAGUCCGUCUGCUGAACGCGCCGGCUAUUUCCCAGCCGCCUAUGUUCAAGGGGUCAACGAAGGCCGAACGUCGGGGGUUCAUGCGAAAGUAUCAGCGGUAUACCUCGCAGAUUGAGGCAUUGCAGUCGACCGUCCAGCGGCCGUUCCUGAUGCCUGUGCGUGCAUGCAUGGACCCAUUCUCCAAGCGGCGCAUUGCAAUGUUCGACUUGGGGAAGUCGCAUGGCGAUGUGACUGAAACCGAGUGGGUUGCCUGGUUCAUGGAAGCCCAAAACGAAGAACCGGUAGAGUUGGACGCGCUCAAGAGCCGUGCAAUUCGACAUGAGGAUCCUCGACGCAGACAGUCGAGUGAGUCGAAUGCUGGACAACCUGAUGCGCGCUCUCGAGGCAGACGGCCAAAAUUGGGUGCUGCAUCAAGAAAGAAACUGGUGGUGGGGAUCAUCACGAAGGCGAUCAAGCCUGCGUCACUGCAAGUUGCGGUUACGAAACAGUUGCAAUUGCAGCGAAACAAGGUCCUCAAGGCUGACGUGUUUCGUUUCAUCAAGUGGCUGCGGCAGUUCGCUGCUGGGUACCAGCUGUAUGGCGGUGUGGAUGAAGAGAAACCCGCCAAGGCACCAGUGGAAGCGCGGCCGAGGAGCGAGCAGCGACAGAGCUCUCGUGGCUACAGUCGUAUCCACGGCAGCAACGACAACAAACCAAAUGUUGCGCCAACUGUGCAUGGAGCCCUGAAGACCGACAAAGGAAGUUGGCACCGUGUCCGCGAACACCCCGGCAUCACCGACGACGAAGUAAAGAAACUGUUGGACGAGUUUUACGCCAGUCGUCGAGGUGUGAACGCCAUGAAGAACAGCGACAAGGGCAAGAGCAUGGAGUGCCGUGCCACGUUGGACGACGUGCUGGUGCUGCCCCGCGUGUUGCUGGACUCAGGCUUAGAUGAGUCCCUGAAGUCGAAUAGAUUGCUGCAGGCGGCGCUGGAGCGCCUGGGAUCAAGACUCAGCGUUGUGGACAAGCCAACUGUAAUGCUGAAGCCGUAUGGUGAGCACUCGCUGCCGCUCAAGGUGACGCGGCAAGUGCAGUUCAAGGCGCUGACCUUGGAGACGUCCAUUGGGCCCUUGGCUCUCCGUGGUUUGAAGGCUUGGAUGGACGAGCAAUCGCCGCAGAUCAAGCUCCUGAUCGGUCGACCUGUUAUGGAACGCCUCGGGUUUCGGUUGAUGGCAUGCUCGUGGGUGGCUGAAGAAGCGUCAAACCUGGGAAGUCGGCGAUUUGGGCGACGGUGA